CUGGUGGUGGUGAGGAUAUAAUAUGAAAAGUAGCGCGACGCCGAAGAGCUCCGGAAACCCAGUUUUCCCGGUCAAUUGAACGAAAAUGUGUUCGAGUGAGGUGAAAUUUUGGAACUAUGUUAAUAAACACCACGUAACUUAGAAGUAAUUGUUUUAAAAAUAUUCUACCCCCGAUUUCCUGUUACAAUGUCAAAAAGAUGAUAAAAAUUAAUAGUCGAAAAAUGACCACUACAAAAAUGAAUUUAAUCGUUGUUCUUUUAUUUUUGGUCAUCUUCAAUUUCGAAUUUUGCAUUUUACAAAAACCGAACGUUGACGCCAGACGUCACGACGUCUACAUAGCCGGAUUUUUUCCUUUUGGCAAAGGGGUGGAAAACUCCGAAACAGUUUUAGAUUAUUUUAUAGGACGAGGCGUGAUGCCCAGUGUCAAGCUGGCUCUAGACCAUGUCAAUGAGCAUUCGCAAAUUCUUAGGAAUUAUCGGCUUCACAUGUGGUGGAAUGAUACUAUGUGUAAUGCCGCUGUAGGUGUUAAAGCCUUCUUCGACAUGAUGCACAGCGGUCCACACAAACUGAUGUUAUUUGGUGCUGCAUGCACUCACGUGACUGAUCCUAUUGCGAAGGCUUCCAAACAUUGGCAUCUAACACAGCUUUCUUACGCCGACACUCACCCGAUGUUCACCAAAGAGAACUUUCCAAAUUUCUUUAGAAUAGUACCAUCGGAAAACGCAUUCAAUUCACCACGACUUUCACUUUUGAAAGAAUUUAAUUGGACUCGAGUUGGGACUAUUUAUCAAAACGAGCCUAGAUAUUCGCUAGCUCAUAAUAGGUUAGUAGCUGAGCUAGAUAUGUUGGGCUAUCAAGUAGUAGAAACUCAAAGUUUUGUUCACGAAGUUACAACGGCUUUAAUGAAGCUCAAGGAAAAAGAUACUCGGAUUAUUUUAGGUAAUUUUAACGAAAAAUGGGCGAAACAAAUCUUCUGCGAAGCGUACAAACUCGAAAUGUACGGUAGAAAGUACCAGUGGCUCAUAAUGGGCACUUACAGUUACGAAUGGUGGAAAAAAUACGACGACUACGUAAAUUGCACCCUAGACGAGUUGGAAACUUCUCUGGAACAAAUCGUUUUAACCGAUUUGCUCCCACUGAGCACUAGUGGCGAGAUAACAAUCUCAGGAAUUACUGCAGACGAAUACAAAAUCGAAUACGACUCUAGAAGAGGAAAUGAAUAUUCCCGUUUUCACGGUUACACAUACGACGGAAUUUGGGCUGUGGCUUUAGCUAUACAAAAUGUAGCUCAUAAAAUUAAAUAUUUCCGCAGAAACCAAACAGUUACCGACUUUCGCUAUAGAGACCCAUUAUGGGAAAGCUUGUUCUUAGAUGCUCUAAAUAAUACUAGCUUUGAAGGUGUUACCGGUCCAGUAAGAUUCUAUGACAACGAACGCAAAGCCAGUAUUUUACUGAAACAAUUUCAAGACGGUCAAGAAGUCAAAGUGGGUGAAUAUAGUGCUGCCAUACAACAUUUAGAUUUGACACUAGGAGUACCUUUGAAGUGGACUGGAAAAUAUCCUCCCAAAGACAGGACUGUGCUGAUUAUAGAGCAUACUAGAGUCAAUAAAUCGGUUUAUGCUAUAUUAGCUACUCUAGCUAUUUUGGGUAUAUUUAUUGCUGCGUUCUUCUUGGCCUUUAAUAUCAAGUAUAGGAAUCAAAGAUAUAUUAAAAUGUCCAGUCCUCAAUUAAACAACCUUAUUAUUAUUGGAUGUAUGAUUACUUAUACAAGUAUUAUAUUUUUGGGAUUAGAUUCUGGAUUAUCAAGCAUCGAGGCCUUUCCAUAUAUAUGCACUGCCAGAGCUUGGACGCUGAUGGCUGGUUUUUCUCUGGCCUUCGGUUCAAUGUUUAGUAAAACAUGGAGAGUCCACUCAAUAUUCACUGACGUAAAGCUCAAUAAAAAAGUAAUAAAAGAUUAUCAAUUAUUUAUGGUGGUGGGAGUGCUCUUGUGUAUUGACGUUGUGAUUAUGACUACUUGGCAAGUUGCCGAUCCUUUUUAUAGGGAAACAAAAAGAGGGGAACCUUAUCCUCACCCGUCUAAUGAAGACGAAAUAAUCAUUCCAGAAAACGAAUAUUGUACUUCUAGCCGCAUGACGAUAUUUAUUUCAUCUAUUUAUGUUUAUAAAGGACUUUUAAUGAUAUUUGGAGCUUUCUUAGCUUGGGAGACUCGUCACGUAUCCAUACCAGCACUAAACGACUCAAGAUACGUUGGUUUUUCAGUUUACAACGUUGUGAUCAUGUGCAUUCUGGGUGCUGCAGUUGCACUAGCCCUGGUAGAUCAUCAAGACGAAAUGUUUUUACUUAUAAGUUCUUUCAUUAUAUUUUGUACCACGAUUACGUUAUGCCUUGUGUUUGUUCCUAAAAUGUUGGAACUCCGUAAAGAUGCCGGUGGUAGUGUGGAUAAAAGGAUUCGGGCCACGUUGAGACCUAUUGGGUCUAAAACCAGACGAGACUCCAGCAUGUCAGAAAUAGAGACGAAAAUGAAGGACUUGAAGGAAUUGAAUACGAAGUAUAAGAAAACUUUGUUGGACAGGGAAAGUGAAUUACAGAUGCUGAUAAGACAACUAGGAAACGAAGCCAAAGACAUCCUAGAACAAAAAACCGAAGACUCUAUGACAGAAACAAAUCGUUUAUCCGUGCCUCUAUUAAGAAGAGAAAUGCCAAGUGCCACCGAAACUAGCGAUCUCACGUCACUGUGCAGCCUUAGUUCGCAAGCCGAUUAUACCUCCUUACAUCAUUCUGAUAGUCAGAAAAAGAAGAAACAGCUACCAGCCAAUGAAAUAUCUCCAAAGAAAACUCAUAGUCCUCCCAAACCCAAAGAAGAAGAUCAAUAUAAACUACAAUCAACAACGUUGAAACAACAGUCUCAACAACAAGCCAAUGGAAGUGUUUCUAAAACUGCCAGCACUGUCAAAGUCGACAGUAACAUUAAAGUGGAUAAUACUCUUCAAAAAGAAAGCAAUAUAAAAGUGGAUAGCAAUUAUAAUAGCGUUAAGGAACCCAAUAAAGUAGUAUCAAUCGCUGAAAAGAUUGAGAUACAAAGAUGCGAUACCCAAAUAAAGUAUUUUCCAAGUCAGCAACUGAUUGAAAAAGAAAAGGAUUCCACAUUGAAACGGCAGGAGAGAAAAACGCCAACACAUGAACGAAGAGCGUCUAGAACUGUUGGAGCUGUAGACUCCUUAGAGGUUCAAGAAAAAAGGCGAAGUAGCAUAAAGAAUACUGGAAAUAUUGUUGAAGAGGACAUUAUUAAAGAAGUACCAUGCCAUAGACGUACGAGUAUUCAACCUAAUGCACGAGGCACUCCGAAGAAAAAAUCCGAGUGUGGCACUCAUGUAGUAGCUAAAAGUGAACUUUGGGACACCGGUAGUCAGCAUAGAUGUCAAAAGGCACAUCAAAAAAGUAGCAGAGUUAGUAUAUCGCAACCAGACGAAGAUGAAGCUCAUAUACAUCGUACGACCUCCGAACGAAACCGACACGGUUCUCAAAAAGAGAAACGCGAAAAAUCGCCAUCAAAAACUACCACGCCUCCACCGCCUCCUGAUAAUAAUUUAAGUAACUUGCAAUGUCAAAAAUUGGGUUAUUUUACCAGUACGCCCAAUGUGGCAGCGGCCCUUAAGUCCAGCACCCAUCCACCUAAAAGGGAUAAGUCAAUGUACAAUGCUACUUCUGAAGGGGAGCUAUUGGAUAGGGAGAUAUUGCCCAUUUUUCAAAAACUAUUAACGGAAAGGAAUAAGAGUCAACAUAAUAUAGAUCUUUCCUUUGGACGGUCGUGUCCUAAUAUAAGUAUUAAGUGUGAUAUAGUCGAGUAUUUAUAAAUUAAAAGACUCAUUCUAAAGGGAAUAUGCUGUUGCCCCAAGUUUCUUAUGAAGCUUUACUUUAACUAGAAAAUAUUUGUUUUAUAUUUAGUUAGUAUAAUCCAAUGACUUAAAAUCCCGAUAACAAUGGGCUGCCUUUAAUUUAAAUGAAACAAUACCAGGGUGGACCAUUCAGUUUUUCCAUAAAGCAAGCUUAGAUGGCUCUUAGACUCUGAUGAAGUCAGAGGUAAUUUUAGAUGGUCCACAAAGUUUAUUAAUUAGAACGAACUCAAUUCUUUAUUUUCUAUUAAGAAUGUUCCCCUUUAAUCUAUAUUGUACUCAGAUAAGAACUUUUUUAAAUAGAAAAUUUUGAUAUUAGAUGAUAGAGAAGUAAGGACAUACGCAGAUUAUUCUACAGGGUUCAGCAAGUAUAGGUAGGCAAAAGUUAAUUUAAUUUAAACAGAGAAAACCAAGUUUUUGUUCCUCGAUAAAAUCAUUCGACAAUCUGAUGUUACUAUUUUGAAUUUUUACUAUUAAUUUAAAGGAAUCUGUAAGUGCAGACACAGUUAAUGUUCAAUUAAUUAUUACUAAAUUAUAAUACCACUUCUACAAGUUGAUAACCAUUUAACAAGGAAUCAUUUUUUAUUUUCAAAUUAUGUACUUAAUACCUAAUCGAGUGAAUAUAAGUUUUAAAACUGAUAAAACGUUGAGAAUAAAAUGUUAUAAUUUGCUUGCUUUUAGCAAUGUGUUGUGUUUUCAUCCAUUUUUUAUGAUGAAAUUUGCUGUUUUGUUAUUAUGUACAAUUAAAAAUUUCUAAAUUUUAACUUAUUGUUAGGGUUAGGCAUAAGUACGAGAGAAAAAACCUGUGAAUAAAUAAAAGUUAUAUAAAAAAAAUGUUUUUGAUAUUUCGCCCACAUUUUACCAUGGAACAAGAGAAAUAUUUGAGGGAAAAUUAUGUGAUUUGUAUAUUUGGUUUAUAGAAUGUAGUUUAAUUAAGAUGCAGGAAAGUGAUGAGUCCUCCUGUUAGUCCUCAACCUUGAAUUGGAAAAGGUGAAUUUCUUUGGACACAAAAAAUUAAGACCUGAACCCAUUUGAUUUUUAUUUUUGAGAACUUUAGUCGUUAGUCUAUUAGUUAACACUAGUGAGCGGUAAAAAUAAACCGAUGAGACUAUUGUAUUGAGUCAAUUACUAUCCUAGCACUGUUAAAAUGUAAUGUCUAUUUAUACAUAUAUUAAUUGCUAUAGUGCACAAAUGAUCUUGUCUAUUCAGCCAUUUCACUGUCCAGGCUGUUUUUAAAUAGGAACAGGUUGACUUAAGAAGCACUUACAGUGUCUCAACCGAGUCGAAUCCAAUUAAAGACUACUCGAUUGGAUAACAAAUACCUAUGCAAAAGCCUGGCACAUCUUUCCUUACAGAGUUUCUUAUUAUACCCCUUAGAUGCUGGCUUUCACUAAACUCAAACACACUCAAUUGGCACUUAUAAUGUCCACUAAUUAUAUUGAAUGUCUCCACUAUAUCCCCACGCGUUUGUCGCUCAUAAAGUGUAAGAAGGUUCAGCCCCUGCAAUCUUUGUUGGUAUGGAAAGUCACAAAGAGCUGAGGGAAUUUUUGUUGCUCUGCGUUGGACUUUUCUAAGGGCUUCAAUGCCUUUGACAUAAUAAGGACUCCAUAUGCUUUGGGCAUACUCCAGCCUGGGUCUUUUGUAAGCCUUGUACAGCUUUACAAACAUUUGAUAUAUCAGAUAUUCAAGUGCCAGAAAUCAGUUACCUACAUGUUGGAGUUUGACUUUUUUAUGAUGCCACUGAUAUGGUUUUUCCCGAGGUUUUUCCAUGUCUUCAAUAACAACAAUUCCAAAAUCAUUUUGUUCAGCAACACAGAUUACCUGGGUAGAUCCAAUGAAGUAUUGCAUCCUGCGGUUGUUUUUGCUCAGGUAGAGAAUUGAACACUUGGAGUCAUUCAGUGACAUUUGCCAGGUGGUUUUCCACUAUUUGAUGACAUCUAUUUCCCCCUGGGCGGCUUUCAUUCUGCGUUACAGGAUUACUAUAACAACUAACUUUCAAACUUUCAUUCACAAAUAACGACAUUUGACUCCUCAAUCCAUUUGGCAGGUCACUUAUGUAUACAAAGAAGAGUAGAGUGCCAAGGACUGAGCCUUGGGGAUCCUGACACAGAACUGUCGAUCCUGUAGAAAAUCUUGGAUUAGGUUGAGUAGAAGUCCUCUCGAGAGUCGUCUUAUACCAUAUUGGAGUAUAUGAAGAAGCCGCCUAAAUGGUACCUUGUCAAAAUCCAGGUAAAAUACAUCAACAGACAGGCCAGAGUCAUCUGCCCUUGUCAGUCAUGAACCGAGUCAUGAACCUUGGUAAGCAGGUUCGUGAAAGAGGACCUUCCAGGAAGGAACCAGUGUUGGGAAGGUGGGAUGAUGCCAUUUCUGAACAAAAAUCCAGUCUGUAGUUUUCAGACAGGUGUUUGUUGCCUUUCUUGUAAAUAGCCACUACAAUUGCAUUCUUCCAUUCCCUUGGUAGUUUGCCUUGCCUAAAAAGAUUGAUGAUCAUGGCUGGGAGGGGAUGUAACAGAACUGUAGCACACUUGUUCAGGAAGAUGGCAGGGAUUUUAUCCUUUCCUGGACUAGAAUCUGGCUUCAGUGCAAUAUCCAAUUUCUCAGGUGUGAAAGUUACAAUUUCAAGUGAAUUAGCACAGAAUGUAUCAGGGUCCAAGUUGGGCAUAUGGCUUAAAUCUUCUCUGGUAAAACCACUCUGAAACUGUGUGGCAGAUUGGCAAAUUCUUUCUCAUCAUUAAGUAUUAAGGGUAUUGAAUGCGCCGUUUAAAAUAUAUUGUAACGCACAUCAAACUAUACGACUACCCAACAAGUUAAUACUAAUAAAGAUGCGAGGUUCAUCGCGAUUAUUGCAUUGGGCUACUGUUGGGCCGGUUGGCGCUGGAUCCUUCAUGAUAGCGAUUUAAAAUUUAUCGCAAAACAGGCGGAGGAAAGAGCCAUAAGGUUUGCUGCGGGUAUAACAGAGACAGGCAAAAUGACGAGAGGAAUUAAUUAAAUUUCUACAAAAAAAAAACUAGAUAAUUUUUGGGAUUCUGGUUUGUGCUAUUGUAUUGCUAAAACACAUAAGAUUGGCGCUAAAUAAAAAAGACACCAUAAAUUGAUUAAUUUUCUCGUUUUUUUUCCAGUUUGAAUUACAUUUUUGUAAUUUUUCGAGAACUCGUUUCUAGUACCGGAUUUCUAAAAAGAUAGCGCCAUUCGUCCCUAUAUUAUAAAUCGAAUGCAAAAAAGAAAUUUGAUAUAACUUCAACUGCUAAAAAGUUAUGUUGAAAUUAAGAACGCAAUGCAUUCCUUGUUUCAUUCAUCUCAUUCCCACUAAGAAGUAUUAAUAGGGGAGGAAGAAUACAA
Molecule: messenger RNA, 7232 nt
Organism: Ceutorhynchus assimilis (cabbage seed weevil)
Lineage: Eukaryota; Metazoa; Arthropoda; Insecta; Coleoptera; Curculionidae
Source: the annotation of a GenBank genome assembly